Molecule: messenger RNA, 984 nt
Organism: Rotaria sp. Silwood2
Lineage: Eukaryota; Metazoa; Rotifera; Eurotatoria; Philodinida; Philodinidae
Source: the annotation of a GenBank genome assembly
AUGUCAUCUGAUGAUAGUGACGAAGAUGAAAAUAAAAAACUUGAAACUAUACCAGAUUUUGUUGAUGAAGAACGUGAAAAAUUAAAUGAAGCAAAUAUUAAAACAUAUGCUGAUUGUCGUCGUGAUCAUGAUUCAAAACGAUUUCUUGAAGGGAAUUUACAAUUAGUUUGUGAACAUACAUUUACAUAUUUAUUUAAUAUGUAUAUCGAAUUAGAUAUGGAAGAUAAAACUAUGCGUAGUGAUCGUUGUACUCAUCAAGUAUUGAUUAUCAAACACAUUCUUCAAAUAAUUCAAGAUCUUGGCGUUGCUUCAAAGCAAGCUGUCAAAUCAUUUUUCGAAAGAAUGAAAGAUGAAGAUGGAAAAUAUAAACAACAGUUUUUAAAUGAAUUUGGUGAUUUUCAAUUAACUAUUUAUGUACGUGCAUUAAAAAAUAAUGAUGAUCUAAUGAAACAAGGUGAAAAGGAAAAACGUUUAGGUUUAGGUAGUUUGAAUCACAUGGAAGUAUUUAAAUCAUCACCAAAAGAAAUACAAGAUUGUUUUGAAUCACAUGAUAUUGCACAAUUAAAACAAGUUUUAUCUAGAAUGAUUGAAGAAAAACGUAAUUAUUAUCUUAAUCAGUGUAUUACGGCAGCAUCAUGGCCAUCUUCAUGGGAAACUAUGACUGGUGGUGCACUUGUUGGCAAUGGAGAAUUUUCACUUCGUAGUCGAUCGAAAACACUUACAUUAAUCAAGAUAAAACCUUACAAUAUAUCAACCUAUGAAGAUCUUUACUUUGCAAAAUACAUGCCACUUGUUGGUGGUAGAGUAGCUCCGCUUGAAAUAGCACAAAAAUUCUCAUUCGAAGGUCACCAUUAUGUAAAUUCUAUGGCUAUUCACAAACCAUUUGGUGCUAACUAUGAUCGAAUAUGUCAAUUUUGCCCUGAAGCAAAUCUUAUUUCACCAUUUUGCCGUUCUCAACCAUCUCCGUACCCGUUUACAACAUGA